Molecule: messenger RNA, 4512 nt
Organism: Drosophila busckii
Lineage: Eukaryota; Metazoa; Arthropoda; Insecta; Diptera; Drosophilidae
Gene: Cap-G
Product: condensin complex subunit 3
Exons: 8
Coding region: 154-4302 (1382 amino acids)
Biological process (GO): mitotic chromosome condensation
Cellular component (GO): condensed chromosome; cytoplasm; condensin complex
Source: RefSeq, a predicted model, not a curated record
AAUAACGCGACGCUCGCUUUGCUCGAAAGCAACUCCAUUUCAAAUUUCUGCUGCUGAGAAAUUUCAAAUAAGUAAAAUAAAGUAGACUAUACUUCGUAAAUAUUAUUAAUAAGUAAAAGUGAGCAUUUAUGCUGUGGCCUGCAAGCGAACAAAAUGCCUAAGGAGAAAGCAAAGCCUAGAGCAACAAAAAAACGCAACAAGAAAAACACACAAAAGGAAAAUGAAGAGCAAAGAAGCGUCGCUGCCUCGGAUGCCACAGCCCCAGUAAACUCCACAAGCUCAAUUAAUGAAAGUGGAAAUGCAGUGGGCCAUCAGGCCAUGUACACAAUACUCUCCAAUGCACAAUUGAACGAGACAUUUCACAAGCGCUACACCAAGGAACUAAAGCAACUGUACUCAAAGCUCGACCAUGAAGCGUUUAUGCAUACAUUCAUUGAAAUGUUCAAGACUGUGCUAGCCGCUGAGGAGGGCAACGAGUAUGGGACCACAGCAUUGGCCUUUUGCGCUAAAUUCGUGACCAGCUUCGAGGAGGAGACAACACAUCCCAUAUUAGCCGAAACAUUUCGCUGGCUCUUAUCCACCAUAUCUAGCAGCACGCUGAUACGUUAUCGUAUUUGCUUCUUCGUGAAUCUCAUACUUAAGCAUCUGGGGCCUUGUGCGGCGCUGGAUGAUUCACAGUGUGACCAGAUCCUGCAAUAUAUGCUCGAGCGGCUGAAGGACGUCUCGCCGGGCGUGCGUAAGGAGGCAGUGCUAGCAAUACAGCGUCUUCAAGUGCCCGAUCAGACUGAUGAUCCCGUGGUGUGCGCUUAUCUGUAUCAUCUAAGCUCGGAUCCCUCGCCAGCGGUGCGACAGUGCAUUAUUAGCUGUAUGGGCCGCAAUUGCCUCACUGUGCCUCACAUACUGCAACGGCUUUCGGAUGUGGAUGAGAAAGUGCGCAGGCAUACGUACAUCAACAUGUGCACGUAUCCUGUGCGCUCCUUCAAGGUGUCGCAGCGCCUAACGCUGCUCGAAUGUGGCCUUAACGACAGAUCGGACACCGUGCGCAAGAAUGUCAUCAAGUACAUGCUGAAGGCGUGGCAGGAGGCGUACCAGCACAAUUAUAUAGCGCUCACUUCCGCACUUAAGCUGGACUCCAAUGAGGAGGAGCUGAUGCGCUUUCGCAAAGUGGCGCGGCAAAUGCUGCUGGUGAUCUUUGAGCAGAAUGAGCCCAGGGAACUGCUGGAGCUGCUGCCACUCAGCGAGGACUGCGAGCUGCAUCGCUGCAUACCCCAAGAAGCGCUCACAGUGGAGCUUGUGCUCUAUUGGCAAGUGCUCAGCGAGUAUCUGCAGGAGCAGCAGGCGGAUGAGUUUGAGCUGGUGCUGCCCGAGCUGAGCGUGUUUUGUGACUAUAUUAAAAAAUUCUGUCAGUUCCAAGUGCCCGACAUGGACAAGUUUGCGCAAUUAGAAUUUCAAGGCAUGCUGCUGUCGCUGGUGGAGAUUUUACGCACCUACGAUCUGGGCGAUGAGAUUGGACGCAACAACUUGCGUGAGCUUAUCACACAUUUGCUUAAGGAGUGCCAACUGGAGCACAAGAUUGUCUUUGUGCUCGUGCGUUGCGUGGAGCAACUGAUGCCCGACAUGCACAGCUAUAUGCAGUACUUUAUAGACAUUACCUACGAGAUCUGUGAGUUGAAUAAGAAGCAGAACGAUCUGGUGCAUGAUCGCAGUUUGAUGGACAAGCUGCUGGUGGGUCAGGAUACGGCGCUUGUGAUGCGCAUCAAUUCGCUCAAAGUGAAAAUACUUGAGCUCGAAGAGCAGGAGGAGAACUUUGUGCGGCAAAAGGAAUACAUUAGAGCCAAGGCAGUGAGCGAUGAGCGUAAUGUUGUUACUGAGGAGUACACAGAGCUAGUUCGUCCGCUCUAUGAGCAGCAUGGCGAGCUCAAUCUGCCCAGCAGGCCCAAACUGUCGAAGCAGGAGCGUGUGCUCAAAGGACUCUACAUAGUCUUCUACAUGGUCACAUCUAAACAAGUGCAAAGCCUCAAUCCCAGUCUCUGCAAGCUAUAUAAGGAUUUCAUAUGCCGCCAUUUGGCCUCAACAGAGAUGGACAUCUGCGAGUGGGCGAUCAAGUGUGGCACCACAUUUAGUUUGCUUUAUGAGCCGUACAUCAAGGAGGUUUCCGACGUGAUUGUUGAUCAGUUUUACAAGGACAACAAUCUGCGUUUACUGGAAACGGCUGCCCACUGCAUCUUGGAGCUGAUCGAUCAUUAUGGCGUCGACUAUUUUGCGGACCUAAAUUCGAAUACUGGCAAUAGCCUGGGACAGGCGCCCAAGAACAAGCGCCGUCUGCUGUACACGAUGCAGGAUUUCUUUGAUGGCGAGGACGAUCGCAGUCAAUCAAGCAGUGAUCAGAGCACGGAUAUCAUAGGCAUGUUAGGCGUCUAUGUGGAGAAGGUGGAUUGCAAGGGCAUCUUGCUGGUUAUAGUGCGUGGACUCUGUCGGCUGGUGCUGCGCGGUCAUCUCAACAAUCGGCUCGAUGUUAUGGAAAAGCUGCUCAAGCGCUACUUUAAUCCCAAAACGGAGGCCAUCGUCAACCAAGUCCUGGGUAUGUUCUUUGAAACGAUUGUGGCUCAAAGACAACAAAGUAUGCUGGUGCCCAGUCUGCUGCCCAUUGUGUGGUCCGUGAUGAACUGCACCUACGAUUCACCGCUGCACGAUGUGCAACCCGAUCAUGUGACUAAAUUUUUCAUCGAUCUAACGGUGCAGGAUUCGAGCCCACCCCAAACGCAUCUCCACAAUCGCAUUGCGUUGAGCUUUUUGAAUUAUAUUGAAAACUAUUUCACGGAACGCAAGGAAAUGUGUCGACUGCUGGCCAAGGAGCUCACAACGCUCAGACUCAAUGUGCAGCAAUGUCCAGCGCUCAAGAAUGAAAUGCAGGAGCUGGCCGAGAAACUGCUGCAAAGCGAAUUGGAGCCACGCAUGAUACGCAACAUAACAGACUUUCAGGGUCUGCUCAAUGGCAGCUUUAAUCCGCCUCCAAAGAAGACCACAGAGGAAGGUCAGGAAAGUGAUGCUGAGGCAGAGGAGUGUGAAAGCGUCGCAGCAACAACGAUAUCUACAGCGGAAUGUGCAGCGCCUGCGGACAUAGAGCCAACGCCCACAGCUGUGGAGACAGUUGCCGAACUGAAAGAGGGACCUGCCGUAGUGGAGAAGCCGGCAGAGCCUGUGCUUACCACCUUUGGUGCGGAUAAUCAAGUGGGCUUACGCUUUUUACGACGCUCACUGCACAACUCUAUUAGCAACUCAGAUGCAGAAAGCGUUUGCAGUGCGCACUCGCCAGCAAGGGAGUUGGAAAAGGAGCGUGAGAAAGCCAAUGAGCUGAGCAGAAGAAAUCUGCGGCGUCCAGAGAUGCAGCAACGCAUUGAACAAGCAAUAGCGCGUGCCUCCAAAACGCCAGAGAAGCCAAGUGAACCAGCUGAGGAAUCGACAGUGAUACAAUGCGAAGACGAUUCUGACAAAACGUCCACCAAUAAAACACUCACGAAUGCAACGCUCACUAAGAAGACGCCCAUCAAAAAGACGCCAACUAAUAAGCCACCAACUAGUGUUGGCGUUUCAACGCCGGCUUAUAAAACGCCUAUUAAUACAACACAGGAGCAGUGCGAUGAUUCCGAAAUAAUAGAAGCCACACCCACGCCGCCAAGGAAUAGCACGUUAAACGCAACCAGGUUGCAGGCAAGUCGAUCUCGUCUGAGAUCGUUGCGUCAAAGAAACACAAGCGGCGUUGGCGCCGCGGCAGGAACAAGUACCGGCAAUGGCAACGGCAGCAAACGCAAGGUGCUGCAUACGCCUUUACGAAAUGGAACGAAGCGUGUGCUACGCAAAUCCGUGCAUGCCACGCCAUCCGCAUCACCACGUAUUUCGCCUCUGCGCAAACAACUGCGACUGGAACAUAAAACGCCUAGAACCAGCAGAGUGGUUAGAAGCGCCGCCAGCACUAUCGCCGUACCCCCCAGUGACAAACACACGGCCAGUCCCACGGACAGCAGCAGCUCAUCCGUCAAGGAGAACACUGCGCCCAGUCCAGCGGCCAAAACGUCAAGAAAAUCCACACCGAAAGCUCGACAGGUGCCCAGAAUUGUAAUAAGCUCGCCAAUGGAGCGCGUCACCACACGUCUGUCGGCCAAGAAGCAGCGUAUAAGCUCCACGCUUAUGACGCGCAAACGCAUGUCCUUGGAGCUCAGCCUCACCGAAGGUCAUCCCAAGGAAACCACACCCAAGCGCCUGUGCCCAGGCAGCGGGCGCAGCAGCAGACGUCGCAAUUAGCAGCCACCGGAUAUUGUUAUCCGCAUUCCCCUUGUCCCCGGUUGCUUUCAGUCUUUUAGUUAACAAGUAUUUAGAGUAUUAACCAUAGAUUUUAUACCUAUUUUUGUGUUUUACGUUCCCCAUGUUUGUUCGUUGCACUAUGUAAAUUUUGUGUACAUUGUGUAGUCAGGUUUAAGUAUGCUAACAUACAAUUUUAAAAAAAUAAGAGUA